Messenger RNA from Bubalus bubalis (water buffalo), 1230 nucleotides. It is a transcript of the gene KGD4, whose product is annotated as mitochondrial ribosomal protein S36. The record is from RefSeq and is a predicted model, not a curated record. The coding region runs from base 90 to 401 and encodes 103 amino acids. NCBI's taxonomy places the organism in Eukaryota, Metazoa, Chordata, Mammalia, Artiodactyla, Bovidae. The transcript has 4 exons. Gene Ontology annotation, biological process: 2-oxoglutarate metabolic process.
GUCACAGGCAGGGCCCGCCCCAGCCGCGCGGGACGCCUGUUAAAACCGCGGCUCGCCAGCGCCCCGGAAGCUGCCCCUUCUCGGGGGUCAUGAUGGGCAGCAAGAUGGCGUCUGCCAGCAGGGUCGUUCAGGUAGUCAAGCCACAUACUCCAUUAAUAAGGUUCCCUGACAGAAGAGACAAUCCUAAACCAAAUGUAUCAGAAGUUCUACGAUCAGCAGGACUACCAUCUCAUACUUCUUCAAUUUCACAGCAUUCUAAGGGAAGUAAAUCGCCAGACUGGCUGAUGCAUCAGGGUCCACCAGACACUGCAGAGAUGAUAAAAACUUUACCUCAGAAAUACAGAAGGAAACUUGUGUCUCAAGAAGAAAUUGAAUUUAUCCAACGUGGAGGUCCAGAAUAAUCACUGAUAAUGUGGCUCCUAUUUGUCAUCAGAUAAAGAAGAGUCUUUCUAAAAAAGGACUUCCAGAAUGACAAAUGAAAAAUUGUAUAUUAAACAACUUUAAUAAAUAUUCUGUAAAAAGAAAAAAAAAGAUGAAGUAUAGAAAAUUUAGAUGGACACAUAUCUCCUAAUUUAUGUAUCUUGGUCAGCUUCUCUAUAAGUUUACCUGAUUGUUUAUAUACUUUAUACCUUAAUUAAAGUAUACAUUUUAAAAUGUUAGCCUGUUAAUUUACUCUUGAUUAUCAAGCAUAACAGUGUUGAACUAUUGAAAGCACUCAGUGUCUAGUGAACCGUCAAAGGCUUCCAGUAAUUUCACUUUUCUUUCAGUUUCCGUUUAAACAUAGAAUAUAUUUGGCAGAAUUGCAGCUUUCUAGAAGUAAUUUUCCUGAACUUGAAAGAGGAUCCGUGAAAUAAUAACUCCAUUAUUUGUUCUUACUUCUCAGUGUUUUUGCAUUCACAAAGUUACUGGAGUAUAACUGGCUUAUUAACAAGCAUAUCCUACUUUAAAUGAUAAAAAUAUGCCCAUGGUAGAACAGGUGACUUUGUGAUAUUAAGACUAGGGAGUUAACACAUAAUAUUAUAUGUAACCUGUAUUCAGAAAAGAAAUGCCAGAGUAUAAAAUGGAAAAUGAGAUAAAAAUAAAUAUAGCAUAGGAAUAACAUUUGACCAGAAAUUGUAAUUUAUUAUGUUUUCAGGGGGGUUAAGAAAGUCUUGUUCUUUGGUUUAUCUCUUUCUUUUGAUUGUGAUCAUGUAUACAAAUCCUGAUAAUCAUAAACUUUCUCAAACUUAA